AUGCUUAUUGAUUUCCUUCCCGAGUUGAGAACAGAGGACAAUCCCACCCUAGCUAUUGGACUUUUAUCCUUAUCGACUUUGACCGAAAGAGCUAUUCUUUUCCUGAGACUGGGAAGCGUAAGGCCAGAAAGAAAGUCUUGUACGAGGUUCAGUUCAGGCAUAGCUACUGGAAAGAAGUCAUGCCUCAUUCUUAUUGAUGUAGAUGGGCAAUCACCAAUGGCUGAAAUUAGAAAGGGCUUCGCUAUGAAUCCAUCAUUGCUAAGCCAUUUUAUCACUGAUGAGCAAGGAUCUGCACUGGUGGCUCUUAUGACGGCUGAUGAUGUUAAGAAGACAAUCUUUCUAAAGGCAAAUAAGGCACAAGGACCUGACGGUUUUACUGCUGAAUUCUUUCAAUCCAGCUGGAGCAUUGUGGGGAAAAUAGUUACCAAAGCUAUCCUUGAAUUCUUAUCUUCCUUCAAGCCCACAGCCAGCCGAUUAUCUUCAAUGUGA
This is a messenger RNA of Vicia faba (fava bean), 489 nucleotides long. NCBI's taxonomy places the organism in Eukaryota, Viridiplantae, Streptophyta, Magnoliopsida, Fabales, Fabaceae. The record is from the annotation of a GenBank genome assembly.